Molecule: messenger RNA, 2091 nt
Organism: Sphenostylis stenocarpa
Lineage: Eukaryota; Viridiplantae; Streptophyta; Magnoliopsida; Fabales; Fabaceae
Source: the annotation of a GenBank genome assembly
AUGAAAACGCUAACAGUUAACACUGAAGAUUCUUUUUCCAGUUUGCUGGAGCUUGCAUCUAAUAAUGAUAUUGAAGGUUUCAAGGUGCUUUUAGAGAAGGAUUCUUCUGCGAUCAACGAAGCUGGGUUCUGGUACGGGCGACAAAACGGAUCGAAGCAACUUGUUCUUGAGCAUCGAGCCCCUUUGAUGGUUGCUGCUACAUACGGUAGCAUUGAUGUACUCAAGCUUAUUCUGACGUGCCCUGAGGCAGAGGUGAAUUUCGCUUGUGGGGCGAAUAAAACCACUGCCCUUCACUGCGCUGCUUCUGGUGGGUCUGCCAACGCUGUUGAAGCCGUGAAGCUGCUUUUAUCCGCAGGUGCUGAUGCAAGUUGCAUGGAUGCCUACGGAAAUCGCCCUAUUGAUGUAAUUGUUGUCCCUCCCAUGCUGCAAAACAUGAAAGCUGUACUUGAGGAGCUUCUUUCGGACAGUGCUUCGGAUGGGUCUAUUGGUGAAUUCUCUGUUCCAGUGUCUGUUAAUUCAUCCAGCCCUGGUUCCCCGAAUGGAUUGCCAUACUCUCCGUCGGCCUCGCCGCCUUCUCCGGUGGCGGCGAAGUUUACUGAAGCAGCUAUUGGGUCUUUCUCAGAGAAGAAGGAAUAUCCUGUUGAUCCAUCCCUGCCUGAUAUAAAGAACAGCAUAUACGCCACCGACGAGUUUCGGAUGUUUUCGUUCAAGGUGAGGCCUUGUUCCCGGGCCUACUCUCAUGAUUGGACCGAGUGCCCAUUUGUUCACCCUGGAGAGAAUGCAAGGAGGAGAGACCCUAGGAAGUUCCAUUACAGCUGUGUGCCGUGCCCUGAUUUUAGGAAAGGGGCUUGUAGGCGUGGAGACAUGUGUGAAUAUGCGCAUGGUGUGUUCGAAUGCUGGCUUCACCCGGCUCAGUAUCGGACACGCCUCUGCAAAGAUGGUACUAGUUGUAAUAGAAGAGUGUGUUUUUUUGCUCACACUGCAGAGGAGCUGCGUCCACUGUAUGUGUCCACUGGAUCUGCUGUCCCUUCGCCGCGAUCAUCGGCUUCUGCUCCUAAUGUCAUGGACAUGGCUGCUGCGAUGAGCCUUCUGCCAGGCUCGCCUUCGUCCGUCUCUUCCAUGUCGCCAUCCCACUUUGGGCAACCGAUGUCCCCUUCUGCAAAUGGCAUGUCACUUUCCUCUGGUGCUUGGUCACAGCCAAAUGUGCCGGCGCUUCAUUUGCCUGGAAGCAAUCUUCAAUCUAGCCGAUUGAGGUCUUCCCUUAGUGCACGAGACAUUCCACCCGAAGACUUGAAUGGAAUGUUUGAUCUUGAUGGGCAGCAGCACCCUUUGAAUGACUUGAGCUGUUACUUGCAGCCUCGUCCUGGUGCUGGUUCUGUGAGUCGAUCUGGUCGGUCCAAGACCCUUACCCCAGCAAAUUUGGAAGAGCUGUUUUCUGCUGAGAUUUCAUCGUCUCCACGGUAUUCGGAUCCAGCAGCGGCUUCUGUUUUUUCUCCAACUCAUAAAUCAGCUUUUCUCAAUCAGUUUCAACAGCUACAGAGCAUGUUAUCACCAAUUAAUACUAAUUUGCUUUCUCCCAAGGGUGUUGACCAUCCUCUUUUACAUGCCUCCUUUGGUGUGUCUCCUUCUGGAAGGAUGUCACCAAGAAGUGUGGAACCAAUCUCACCUAUGAGUACACGCUUAUCGGCGUUUGCUCAGCGUGAAAAACAGCAACAGCUGCGCAGUGUCAGUUCAAGGGACCUUGGUGCUAACAGUCCUGCCUCAGUUGUUGGCUCCCCUGUAAAUGCUUGGUCCAAGUGGGGAUCUCCUAAUGGAAAAGUUGAUUGGUCAGUAAAUGGAGAUGAACUUGGUCGUCAGAUGCGAAGAUCGUCCUCAUUCGAGCUAAAGAACAAUGGAGAAGAGCCUGAUCUAUCCUGGGUCCAGUCUCUGGUGAAGGAAUCCCCACCUGAGAUGAUCAAAGAGAAGUUUGCUUCACCUCUGCCCACAGCAUCAGCUGAUGGACCAAAUUCUAAUUCUCAAAUUGAAACCAUUGAUCAUUCCGUUUUAGGAGCCUGGCUUGAGCAAAUGCAACUGGAUCAGCUUGUAGUCUAG